Molecule: messenger RNA, 813 nt
Organism: Penicilliopsis zonata CBS 506.65
Lineage: Eukaryota; Fungi; Ascomycota; Eurotiomycetes; Eurotiales; Aspergillaceae
Exons: 2
Coding region: 313-654 (113 amino acids)
Source: RefSeq, a predicted model, not a curated record
CCCGGCCUUAUUACUGCUAGAUAUGUGCCAUCUUCUGGAAGCGAAGACUACUGGCCGGUUGGGGCUCCGGCGCUGCUCAUGUCAGAGAAGGAAGAAUGGCAGCAACGGUGGAAUGAACGUGCAAGAUGGAAAAAACCCCGUCAGAGGCCCUUUGCUAUCCAUUUGGCGGCUGCAGAGCUCUCCAUGCCUUUCCAGCAGCAGAAGGGCUGGUAUGUUGGUAUCAAACUAUAAGCAGAACAUACAAUUGAUAAAAUCUACCUUUUGACACACUUCUCCUGGCCUCUAGAGCUCAAAUUUACCAUUUGUGACUUGAUGGAUCUCACUAGUGUGCGAAAUAUGCUGGUUGCCUUUGGCGAGUUUCUCCCUGUUCCAUUCUGGCUGUCCCACCUGCCUGCAGAUCUUUUCGAGGCUCACGACAGGGCAGUGACAGCUCCAGAGACGAUUGACUGGCCGCUUCUCACUAUGAUGGUCUGUGGUAAGAGCGUUUUGGGUGACUCUGUGGGCAUGUGGAACCGAUCUCGUAUCCUUUCCGUUCUAUAUAAAUCAGAUGGUUCCUUUUAUUCAGCUUUCUCAAAAUCUUUUAAAAUAGUCAUUUCUUCCUUCUUCCAGCCUUCCAAAAACUCUACAUUCGUUGCAACGAUAUGCCUCCGAUAGUCUAGCUCAAGAGCCCAUCCAGGGAACAGUAAGUACAAAAGGUUGUCAUAAGAUCGUCACUAAUAAGCAGUAGUACUCCCAGCCAACGGCGCACGGCUUGCACUGAGCUAGAGUCGUAGUUACAGGCAUCUGGUCUGGGAUUCUUCAUCAGGUCUUCCC